Sphaerodactylus townsendi is the source of this 4763-nucleotide messenger RNA. RefSeq names its product zinc finger protein 397-like. Lineage: Eukaryota; Metazoa; Chordata; Lepidosauria; Squamata; Sphaerodactylidae. The record is from RefSeq and is a predicted model, not a curated record. The coding region runs from base 344 to 2569 and encodes 741 amino acids. Gene Ontology annotation, biological process: regulation of transcription by RNA polymerase II. Gene Ontology annotation, molecular function: DNA-binding transcription factor activity, RNA polymerase II-specific; RNA polymerase II cis-regulatory region sequence-specific DNA binding. The transcript has 5 exons.
GGUGGAGGCUGUGCUGAAGAGAGGGCGACGGACUGGGUGGCGGAAGAAGCAGAGCGAUCCUGAGGGAUUUCCGAGACAGGCCGGGUUCAUCGGGCCAGAACAGUUUACAGGCCUGCACGGGAGAGGGGGCGAGGAGGGCUAGACUUGAAGGGACAGACCCCCACCCCCACCCCGCUCCGGAGGCUCAGUUUGAGUAGCCGCCCCACUGAGAACGAGGGCGAGGACGGUGUUACCAGCAGCUGCCGUGAAGGGAUUGGAGGGACGGAUUAACCACCUCAGGGGGUGCCACUUGAGGCGGAGGUGCACAGGAGAAGCUCGCUGAGGGACCAUCUGAAGCAAAAAAAUGGAGAAUGAAGAUGGCACAAGAACCAAAGUGGAGGGAGUAUCAGUGGAGAGAGAAGAAUCUCCUCAUGUCUUCCAGGCUGGGAGUAUUGAGGAAUUCCUGCAAAGGAGUCCAAGAAAUUUGAUGGAUCAGGAAGCAGGGGAGGGUUCUGUUUCCCUUGAGCAGUGGGAAGCCCAGUGGCAGGAGUUCCUCAGCACAGUGGAAAACCCUCACUUUGGAUGUGGAAUCCCACAAUUGCCAGAGAAACCUUCACCCUGGGAAGAUGCCAAGGCCUUUCUGGCUUCCUUUGAGCAAGUGGCCGAAGCCUGUUGGUGGCCCAGAGAUGACUGGGUGAUCCGACUCCUGCCGGCCCUCAGCGGAGAAGCUGCAAAGGCCUUUAACAAUCUCAGUGCCAACGACAAAGAGGAUUAUGGGAAGGUGAAGGCAGCCAUCUUGCAGGGGGACGCUCUGAGGCAGGAGAAGCAGCGGCAACAAUUCAGGCAUUUCUGCUACCUAGAGGCUGAGGGGCCCCGGAAGGCUUACAGUCAACUUUGGGAAAUGUGCCAUGGGUGGCUGAGAGUGGAUAACCAUAGCAAGGAGCAAAUCUUGGAGAUCUUGAUCCUGGAGCAGCUGCUGAGCAUCCUGCCCCCUGAGAUGCAGAGCUGGGUGAGAGAGAAUUCCCCUGAGAGCUGCUCCCAGGCAGUGGCCCUGGCCGAGGAGUUCCUCUUGAGGCAGGAGAAACAGGCAGCAGCUAGGUGUGUCUCUGAACCAGGUCAACCUCUAUCUGAGAGUAGUCGGGGACAUCCCCUGAUGGACUUCAAGGAAGAGGAGGGCGGAGAGGUCAUCCUGAUGGUAGGAGAUGAGGAGACAGCUGGGGAAUUCCAGGGGUUUUCAUUGAAAAAAGCCAAAAAUGAAAAGCCUGAAGGAAACUUAGGGGAUGGAUAUGGACCUCAGAAGCAGACCAGAAGCCAUGUAAAGAAGUUGAGAGAUAGACCCAUUCCUUGCCAAGGAGGGGGCUUCUGCAGUGUCUCACUCAAAGAAGAAAGGCCAAGUGAAGAAAGAAGCACCAAAGACCUCUGUAUUAACCAGAGAAUCCACUCCUGGGAAAAAGAAAAUAGCAAUGUGGCCAUUGGAAGGACCUUCGUUGAGAGCACAAACAUUAUCUCUCAGGAGCAAAUUCACUCAAGAGAGAAAUCACAUAAUUGUUUGGAGUGUGGGAAGAGCUUCAGUCGAAAAGUAGCCCUUACUUCACAUCGAAAAAUUCACACAGGGAAUGAUCAGCAGAAUGAAGAUGAGGAAAUGCAUGGAUUAACACUGGAAAAGACCAAGCGAGAAGAAGUGAAAGGAAACUUCCAGAAUCAAGGUGAACCAAAGUGGAAGGAAGAUAGCCAUGCAGUGGAGAAGAUGAAUGGUUCUAUUUCUUUCCAAGGGGAGGAUUUCCAUGAAGUAAUUCAUAUGUCAGAGGAAACAUAUAAAUGCUUGGAGUGCGAAAUUCAAUUAUCAAAUCAAACCGAAUAUAAUUUCCAUUUGCGAACACACAAAGAAAAGAAGACACAUCACUGCUCAGAGUGUGGGAAGAGUUUCCUACGCCAAAAAGAGCUUGUUAUUCAUUAUAGAAUCCACACAGGAGAGAAACCGUAUAACUGCUGUGGCAAGGGCUUCUCGCGUAAAGCAAACUUUAUACGUCAUCGAAGAAGGCAUCCAGAAGAGAAGCCAUAUGAAUGCUCAGAGUGCGGAAAGAAGUACAGGCAGAGUUUGUAUCUUCAACAGCAUCAAAGAAUCCACACAGGAGAGAAAGUGUUUGAAUGCUCUGAGUGUGGAAAGAGAUUUUUACAGAAAUUACACUUUCUAUAUCACCAGAAAAGUCAUGCAGAUGAGAAAUUGUUUAAAUGUUCACAGAGGGAAAAGAAAUUCAGUCAGAGUCACGAUCUUCAACAGCAUCAAAGAACCCACACAGGCAUUUAUGAAUGCUCAGAAUAUGGACAGAAAUCCAGUCAGAAUGGACAUCUUCAACAGAAUCUAAGAAUCAACCCUGGUGAGAAACCUUUUGAAUGUUUGGAGCAUGGAAAGAAAUUCAGAAAUCGUGGCAAUCUUCAAAUGCAUCUAAAAAUCCACACAGGUGAGAAACCUUUUGAAUGCUCAAUGUGUGGAAGGAAGUUUAGUCGGAAAUACCACCUUCAACGGCAUCUAAAAAUCCAUUUGAAGACGAACUUAUCAGCAGAGUUUAAAGCGGAGUCACUCUGGUAAGAUGAGAAGGUCUUUAGUCUUCUUGCACUCAGUGCAACCUUCUACCACACUUGGAAAAGAAUAUUCUCCACGCAAUAUGUUCUUUCCUUAGGAAGAUUUUACUUUAGUUAGCAGUUGCAAGGUUACACAAGUCUAUUCUAUACAAGACUAUACAGAACUCUUCAGCAAGGACAAAGUGAACACACUCUGAACUUAACUCAGACUCUAUCUCUAUCUCAACUUCACAUUGCUUAUACAUCUAUCUCAAAGCAUUGCAUAUACAUCCAACUGGAUACUUUUCCCCCGCCCAGGCAACAGCCCCCCAUUGGUCCAGAGUCACAGUUGAACUAACCAAUCACAUUAAAGGUCAACCGCUGCUACUUCCUGCCCCUAGACUGACCGUCUCCAGCCCCUGGGGUUGGUAAACUUCUGCUGACUUAGAAGAUGACCUUUUUGUGAACUUUUACUCUUUUUUAUAUAUCAUGACAAAACUCAAUAACUACUCAGCCUGCAACACAAACUUCUCUCAUAUUUCAGACAUUAAGUAUAUCAGAUGCCGCACCGAAAUAAAACUGUAUAAAAUCCUUUGAGCAUAGAAUAAUCUUGCAUUUGCCCAGAAACCUUUUCAUAACCAUAAAACUCGCAAAAAUUCACACUGUGAAAAACCAGUAUAAAAGCCGAUAUUGUGGAAGGAGCUUUAGCCAUGAUCAAAGUGUCAAAUGGACCAUACAGGGAGAAACAGGAUAUGCUGUGAUGGGGAAAAAAGAUUUGAGAUUAGCUCUGGCUUCCUUAACUAUGAAAGAAUCCACAAAGGGACAGCCUCCAAAUGCUCCCUGUGUGGCAAGAGCUGGACCCAGAGAUCAAAGAAUUCCUGCAAGUGUAAAACUUUGCCUUAUGUUCUUGCACCAUCCACUGAGGCUCUGCUUCAAUUGCCCAGGAUGUUGAGGGCUCAGAAACCGCUUAUACAACAAAGGCUUUUUAGCAGUUGCUUGUUGUUUGUGGAACUCCUUGCCUAGGGACCUUUGCCAUGUGACCUCUUUCCAUCUGGCUAAAACGUUUAUCAUAUCCAAGGAAUGAAUAUACUGGUUGACAACACUUAGAUCUCCAUCCCCCCUACUCCUGACAGUAAGGUAGUAUGACCAGACAACAUCCCAACUAGCAAAUGGUUCUUACCUGGCAGGGAGGCCUGAGAGGGCAGAAGGAUCAAAAUGACCGUCAGGAGUGACAGCUGAAUGCUCUUUUCUCUGAGGCCAGUGUUUGAAUUGGGCGGCACUCACAAGUUCUGUUUUUACAAAGCAGCCCAUAUAGGGUGAGCAGAAAUUGGUAGAAUUCAAUGUGUCAGUCUUAUUAGUUUCCUUUCAGACUACACUAUCUUCUCAUUAUCUGAAUACUGUGUGUCCAAUAGCCUGGAGAGCCCUAUCCCCCUAGUAGAAGUUUAAUGGGGUUUUUGUAUCAGGUAAUAUUUCUUGCCAUGGCAUGAAAAGUUUCUCCUGCUCUUCACCACACAUUACUUCUCUUUUCAGGGGACAGGACAUUUUUUUCCCGGAGUUGUUGACAGCUCCAAUAAUGGUGCAUAGCACAUUUUCUUUUCUCUCAUGGGCCCUUGAAUUCCUCCUCAGAAAUUAUGCCUUCUCUGAGGUAACUGAGAAAACUCUUUUCAUCUCAUGCUUCAGCCUAUAAAGUUAUCACAUUCUUUCGUCAGUCUAAGAAAAUAUAAAACUCACUGAGUUUGAAUGAUAGAACUCAUUAACUCAUAGAAGAGAAUCUUAGUUUUUACAGAAUAACAUCAGUUGCUCAUUUACUUUGCUGAAUUUUUUGUCUGACUUUUUAAAAUCUGAAUUGGAAUUUAACUUUUAAAAAGUUUGUCUAUGGUGAACAUGCUGGGUUUGCUUAUUAUUUUAUAUUGAGGUACAGACCCCCCCUCCUCCCCUGUCCAGCAGACUCUGUCAUUUGGGGUUUUUUGCAACUGCCGCUCUUGAUAAGUGAAUUCAACUUAUUUUGCCCAAAUUCAUGAUCUAGACUAGGCUGCCAAUGGGUCUUCUGGGUUUCUUUCUGCCUGUUAACCUGUUCUGUCAGUACUUGUAGUGAUACUUUUUAAUCUCUGUUUUUCUAAUGGUUUGUUCUGUGUUUACAUUGAUAGUUUGUGGCUUUUCUGCAGUAUUUUUGGGAAGACAGGCUAUGAACUUCUCGAAUAAAGAUUUUUUUUUAAAAAAAA